AUGGCUACUAGAGGAGCCACGUUGAGGAGUGGUCGAGCACCGAGGGGUCAUACGGCCGCCAGGGACGUGCCAACCACGGGGUCUGACCGGGAUCCCCCUGCUUCGAGAGGUGACGACCCCAAGCAGGAAGCCUUGCCUACCGGAAUGGAGGAAGGCGGCGCGCGUGGUCGGGAUGACCACCGCGGGAAUAAUCCAAACAACACCGGGAGCGCAGCCGCUGCAGCCAGGCGCGCUCGUAGAAGCUUAAGCUUGAAUAGUUUUAAUAGGUAUAUGGUAGACACUGAGAUUAAUAGUGUCUAUAGAAGCUCUGUGAAUGAUGCACAGACUGUUGUUACUGAAACUAAGGAACUCAUUACAUCCUUGAUGGAUAGGUUAAGUAGAAUUGAGAAUGCCAUUAAUAUGAAUGGUAGCAUUUUUGAGGUUUCCCGUGCACCAGAGGACUCCGAUAACAGUCACGGUCGCGAAGAAUCGCAGGAAAUUGCAAUUGAUAAUGAUUACUUACAAAUUCAGGAAAUGGAAAGGAAACUCACUGAAAUGAAGAAGGCAUAUACGAGACGAUAUCAAUCCAUUGAAGUUCAACCGAAAACUGAGAGACGUGGUAUAUCCACCACUCCCAUGUCUCAUGAUGUCGAAGAUCUUAUCACGCAAGCGGCGCGUCAACAAACGCAGGCUAGACGGACAGAGGCUAUUAAGCCUAGCAACCAGUUACCCGCGGAAAGUUUACUCGGACAGCUUCUGGCCAACCCGAAAGGUAAUAGCGGCAAGGAGCAUGCCGAGUUAAGCGCCCGAGCACUGGGACCGUUGGACACCGAGGGACACAUAAUAAAUCCCGCGAGAUUCAAACCGUUACCGCCUACAGCCCCGGAUAAGUAUCAUGGCGAUGCAGACUUUAUGAAAUUUUACAAAUACAUUACUCAGUGUGACAGAUUUUGUAAAGAGGCUGCAUUACCUCCCCAGGAUCAAGUAGUGAAAUGUGCUGAUUACCUCGCCGGAAAAGCAUACAAAUUCUACUCUACAAUGGUGUCCAUAAGUGUAGACUCCUGGGACAGGCAACGAUUCUUUACUGAACUUUAUAAUUAUUGCUUCCCACCCGAUUACAGACUGAAACAAAGAAAGAAACUCGAGAAGUUUUCUCAAGGAUCAAUGACUGUGGCUGAGUAUGCUGCCGAAUUAUUGAUUUUAUUCCGCAUUGUGGGAAAGUCUACUCCUUCGCAACGCGUAGAUCGUUUGUGGAACGGAUUGAAACCUGAAUUACAAUCCGCCCUUUGGAAGGAAGGACUCGACUACGAGCAAAAUACAUGGGAUGAAGUCAUUAGAAUUGCUACUCGCUAUGAAGUUGCGCAUGAAAUUGAAAGAAAUCAACGACAAUAUAUAAAAUACAAUAAGCAAUACUAUGUUUCUGGUAAAUAUGACUACAAGACACAUGAUAACAACUAUGGUGUAAAUAAUGACGACGAGCCGAGUGACAGUGAUCAUGGUCAACUUUCAUCGGGGGGAACAGAUGAUGACUCAGAUCAAGACAAGGAAGACAAGGUGUUAGCUUUACCUCAGGAUUCAAAUGUGAAAGCUAGCGGAUAUGUCCGAAAUGCCCAAAUUAAAUGCUACAGAUGCGGGAAAACUGGGCAUAUCGGACGUCACUGCAGGAAUGUUCGCCGAAACAUCUCGUCUACAUAUAACGAGUCACCGAGUGUAAGCAACCGUGACCGUGAGCUCGAUAGUAAUAGCGAGAAUGAGCACCAUGGAGCAACAGACCAGACUGCCAGUGGUUUGGGAUCAUAUUUCAUGGAAGUUGAAGUGGCUAUGUGUGACAUUGCAGACACAGGGUUGAACACAGAUAUUUACAGUUACAGUGACCACUCUGCUAUUGAUACUACGGCCUCACAAGGAACUAAUGUUGAACUGAGCGAAUUACACGUUAAUCAAAUCCUCGUAUCCGAAGAUUUGGAGGGCGGGUGGACACAACUUGCACAAACCGUGACAGCCCAACUUCAGGAUGAAGAUGUUGACCUCGAGCCGGAGAAAAUUGCUACAUCCCUUUUUGAUGCAGAUUCUUUGGUUAAACAAGGUAUCGAGUGUCAGAAAUCUUGCCCUAUCGAGUUCACCCAUGAAAGCGGCGACAUAAGUCAUUCCUUUGGAAUGCCUGGAGGGCGUAUGUGA
Molecule: messenger RNA, 2157 nt
Organism: Psilocybe cubensis
Lineage: Eukaryota; Fungi; Basidiomycota; Agaricomycetes; Agaricales; Agrocybaceae
Exons: 1
Coding region: 1-2157 (718 amino acids)
Molecular function (GO): zinc ion binding; nucleic acid binding
Source: RefSeq, a predicted model, not a curated record